Molecule: messenger RNA, 978 nt
Organism: Zophobas morio
Lineage: Eukaryota; Metazoa; Arthropoda; Insecta; Coleoptera; Tenebrionidae
Exons: 8
Coding region: 455-817 (120 amino acids)
Source: RefSeq, a predicted model, not a curated record
CUCGAGGUGGUUUUUAAUAUGGGAGUCUCCCAGGACAAGCUUAUAGAGUCAAUAUGUAAGGAACUUUUAACUCGUAAUCCAGACACGGUGACGAGGCACCAACAACUUGAAGAUGCAGACUUAUCGUUGGAGGAAAAAUCAUCCGAUCUUGUAAAGCUCUUUGAGGGUAAACCUGCUUCUUUUUUAGAAAGGCACGGAUCCUCAUUGACUCGGAAUGAAAUUGAACAGUUGUGGAAUACAUAUGACAGUUGCUACGAAAAAGAUGAAUUUGUUGUGUUCUUAUUUAAACAGUUAUGUUCACGAAAAACACUUUCUAAAAACGAAAUGUCGCAAAAGAUUAAAAAUAGACGGUUUACUUAUUUUCAGAAACUUGAAAAAGAAGGGAUAUUUGUAAAUUAAGGUGAAAUGCUAACCAUAAUACGUUUCUUAUACAGGUUACCUACAGGAUAACAACAUGAAAGAAAUGGACAGCAGAAAAUAUGAAAAGUAUGUGGGUCAGUACCUCACAGUUGACGAAAGAAAUUUACUGUUAAAUAAGGAAUCGAACGUCGACUCGUUCAGCUCCUUUUUAUUGGAAACCAUCAAAAGCGAACCCUCAUCUUGCGAAAGUGGGUCCGAGUUAGAGGAAUUUAACUCUAAAGAUGCACAGGAGUUGAUUAAAAAGUCUAAGCGGGCUAGACUGGAAAGUAUUUUUAGAGAUGAAUUUCUCUCUGGGAAAACUGAAGGAAUGAACUAUACGGCCAUUGACGAAUGUGAGUUUUUAGAUUAUGAGGGGCAAGCUCAACUAGAUAGGGAGGAAGCUUACUUUAAUGCCUGAUACUUAUAAAAUUAUAUUUGAGCCCAGAGCACUAUGACUCCUCCCACAACGUGGUGCCGUCGCAUGCGCAUAUUUGCUUUUUAUUUUGAAAAAGUCCUGAUGAGCGAGCGAUGAUUCCGCAUACAAUCGCCUCUUUAUAGUUAUAUGUUUAAAAAUUAAUA